AUGGACCCCGAAGUGAUCAAGAUUCUCCUUGUAGGCGAUGAAAAAUGUGGCAAGACUACGUUCCUUUCCCGACUCAGCGCAGAUGAUGGCGUCAACCCGAUCCCCAUGCUUCGUGAUAUCGACCAGCCAUAUAUCUUUGGUAUCAAGACCGGGAACACCCGGUUCUCAUUCGAAUUCUACGAUACAUCGUGUCCUGAUAAUUGGAGGACCCUGGACCCCGAUGCCGUUGUUAUUUGUUUCGACAUUACCCAGCGGUUGAGUCUUAUCAAUAUGCAAAGAUAUUGGAUUGAUGAAGUAAAAAAGUCGUUCCAGCGGAUCGAUACCCUGCCUCUUAUCAUCCUCGGUCUGAAGCGCGAUCUAAGAUCAGAGGAUGAUCCAAAUGGGAUCAUCUACCCGCAAGAAGCAUAUCAAGUCGCGCAAACCCUCAGAGCGGAUCGAUAUGUAGAGUGUUCGGCAGUGACGGGUGAAUUGUUGAAGCUGGCGUUUGAAGAUCUGUGCAAGACAGCCAUGACUCCGACAACAGGUUCGAACAGCCAGAGCGCAAGCACAUGCACCAUGAUAUGA
Fusarium sp. VM40 is the source of this 564-nucleotide messenger RNA. NCBI's taxonomy places the organism in Eukaryota, Fungi, Ascomycota, Sordariomycetes, Hypocreales, Nectriaceae. The record is from the annotation of a GenBank genome assembly.